AUGGGGGAUGCGUUUGAGAAUGAUGAUACGGAUGGGAAUGAUGAUACGGGUGCUUGCGAGCAAAUUCGAAACUUAUUGAGAGUUAAAAAAAUCGUUCACUAUUGCAGGGUGCUUGCGAACUUAUUGAGUAAUUUUUGCAUCCCUGAGGAUGUUAAGCUAAUGGGGGAUGCGGUUGGGAAUGAUGAUGCUGUUGGGGAUGAUGGUGUUUCAAUUGCCUCAAGUCUCACUGGCAUGGAAAGAAAUGAGUGUAUCGACAUUAUGAAUGAGUGCAGAUCUAAGGGUGCUGGUGCUUGCGGACUAUUAAGUAAUGCUUAUUGCAGAGUGCUUGCGAGCUUAUUAAGUGAUUUUUGCAUCCUUGAGGAUGUUAAACUAUUGGGGGUUGUGAUUUGGAAUAAUGAUGCCGUUGGAAAUGAUGAUGCGGUUGGGGAUGAUGGGGGUGUUAAUGAUCUGGAUGCUUUAUCAAGAAAUGGAAGUGAAGGGAAAGCUCUCUUAACAUGGAAAGCCAGUCUUGAUAGUCAUAGCCAAUCCCAGUUGUCAUCCUGGUCGGCUUCUUCCAAUUCUUGCAGCAAUUGGCUUGGAAUUCGAUGUAACAAAGCUGGAAGAAUAUCAGUCAUUAACAUUACUAGUUCUGGCAUUAAAGGAUCAAUUCCUACCUCUAUUGGAAAUCUGACCAACCUAACCAUUCUAGGCUUAGGAACCAACAAUCUUUCAGGAAGUAUUCCUUCAGGAAUUAGAAACUUGACAAAACUCAAUCUCCUUUCUUUUGCGAUUAGCCAGCUAUCAGGUCCCUUUCCAGAAGAGAUUGGAAAACUCCAAUCACUCGUCGAACUCUCUUUUGCUGAGAACAUGCUCACCGGACCCAUUCCACGGUCUAUUGGAAACUUAGGAAACUUGACUUUGCUCUAUCUUUUCAAUAAUUAUCUAUCUGGACCUGUCCCCGAAGAGAUUGGAAAACUCAUAUUUCUAGAGACUCUUCAGCUGUAUAAUAACAAUCUCAUAGGGAAGAUUCCUGAUUCUAUUGCUAAAUUGGAAAAGCUAACUUCUUUAUCCCUUUAUGGAAACAAUGUCACAGGGCAUAUUCCUUCAGCCAUUAGAAAUUUAACAAGAUUAACUGAAUUGAUACUUUAUGAAAACAACUUACAUGGCGCUAUCCCUCCUGAAUUGGGAAAUAUGAAGACACUAGUUGUUCUUCUUCUUUUCACGAACCAACUAAGUGGUGUUCUUCCAAAUGUAUUCAGUAAUCUUACCAAUCUACAAAUGCUACAAGUAAAUGAAAACAAUCUUACUGGUCAUUUGCCCCAAAACAUUUGCAAUGGUGGCUCACUGAAGUGGUUCACAGUACAAGAUAAUAACUUUGUGGGCUCCAUUCCAAGAAGCUUGAAAAACUGUUGA
Molecule: messenger RNA, 1392 nt
Organism: Coffea arabica (coffee)
Lineage: Eukaryota; Viridiplantae; Streptophyta; Magnoliopsida; Gentianales; Rubiaceae
Source: RefSeq, a predicted model, not a curated record